Messenger RNA from Brugia malayi, 1083 nucleotides. RefSeq lists its product as uncharacterized. Gene Ontology annotation, molecular function: DNA-binding transcription factor activity, RNA polymerase II-specific; RNA polymerase II transcription regulatory region sequence-specific DNA binding. Gene Ontology annotation, cellular component: nucleus. The record is from RefSeq and is a predicted model, not a curated record. Lineage: Eukaryota; Metazoa; Nematoda; Chromadorea; Rhabditida; Onchocercidae. The coding region runs from base 1 to 1083 and encodes 360 amino acids. The transcript is spliced from 6 exons. Gene Ontology annotation, biological process: regulation of transcription by RNA polymerase II.
AUGUUUAGCUCAGAAUUUCCAUCCGAUCCUUCACAGUUCAUUGAUUUCGCUCAGUUUAGUGAAACUGAGGAUGUAGGAAGUGAAGAAUCGAAAUCUGAAACUAAUCAGAUCACAAAUUCUCCUCAUCCUGGUUUCUCCGAUAUCUAUGAUCCCUUCGGCCACACUAAUUUUGAGUUAUCACUUAGCUCAGAUAUGGACUCAUACAGGAAUCUGUGGAGAGAUGCUAACGAAGAAUUAAAAACGAGUGAUGAUAACGUGCGAUAUCCUUCCAUUAGAGAUGCUCAGAAUGAAACUUCUUCCUCACUUAAUCUCAACAGCGAUGAUAUUAUCACAUAUAUGCACUUAGUCCAUGGUCCACAACAAAGUGCCGUUCCAACCCAUUUUCAUCAACUUACUCUUCCCUCAGGCGACACAUCUGGUCAACAUGGAAAUGCUGAACAGUGUAACAUCAACAAUAAGCACUUCUCGGAUAACUUGAAUAUCCUCAAUUAUAGGAAAAUGCCUAUAAAGGAUUGGAAACAGAUAAGAAAAAUUAUACUUGUUAUUACCCGGGAUAAGCAUGAACCUCGUCUUCAGUGCAAAGAUUGUGGUAAAUUCCUCGCCAACAGGAAUGCACUGCGAAAACACAAAUGGCUCUGCGGAACAAAAUCUUUCAGAAAAAGCUAUGAAUGUCUGUAUCCCGGGUGUGCUGUAAUCGCGACAAGUUGCAAUGAAUAUGUGACGCAUAUGAAAACACAUGGUCAACCUUUCAUCUAUGAAUGUAGAGCACCCGGUUGUGGGCGAUUAUUCGGCCAUAAAUCAACACUUCGCGCUGGAAAAAGCUACGAAUGUCUUUAUCCCGGGUGUGCUGUGAUCCCGAAAAGUCGCAAAGAAUAUCUAACACAUAGGAAAGCACACGGUCAACCCUUCAUCUUUCAAUGCAAAGUGACUGGUUGUGAGCGAAUAUUCAACAAUGAAUCGUCAUUUCAGAAACACAAGCAAACGCAUGAACCUCAUCCCCAGUGCGAGGAUUGUGGCAAAUUCUUCACCACCAGGAAUGGACUGCAAAAACAUAAAAAGAUCUGCCAAACAAAAUCUCGUUAG